Pocillopora damicornis (cauliflower coral) is the source of this 2757-nucleotide messenger RNA. RefSeq names its product melanopsin-B. Gene Ontology annotation, molecular function: G protein-coupled receptor activity. Gene Ontology annotation, cellular component: membrane. Gene Ontology annotation, biological process: G protein-coupled receptor signaling pathway. The record is from RefSeq and is a predicted model, not a curated record. Lineage: Eukaryota; Metazoa; Cnidaria; Anthozoa; Scleractinia; Pocilloporidae.
ACGAGAGCAUGCCAUGCCAGUCACGUUUUCCCACGCUCGCCUCGUGCCUGCCUCCGCUCGCCUGUUGAACGCAGAAAAGCUAAGACGUCUGUUCUGCAAGUUAUUUGAAAGGAAGUAGCCUCACGUGCCACCUUAGGGAGUAUCGUGAGAAAACAACGAAAAGAGCCGAUGGUUACAUGGGAAUGCAAACUAUAGGGAGAUUUUUUUAACGAUCAGCAUGGGUAUUAGAUCUCUCAUAGCUUAAAAGUACUUUCAUUCGAGAGAACGAGGGUGGUAGGUGCUUCAUUCAUACUUAAGAGAGCUCGUUCGAUUUUUUCCUAUAAAAUUUGAUAAGAGCGUGAUUUUAAUAUGGCUGGUAAGCUUUUUUCCUAGGAAAUUUGAUAAGAGCGUGAUUUUAAUAUGGCUGGUAAGCCUGCGAUUUUCUUUAAAACACUCUGCAGUUCUUUUAUCCUCGUGGAUGGAGGUUUGCAUUGCGUGAGAGAAAUGUAUUUCCAGAGAAAAAUCACAAUGGUUCUAGUAAAAGUAAUUUCGGGACCUAGAUCGUUGGUAGCUAUGGUGAGUGUGUUAAGGGCUUAAGUUUAUAAUUACAUUACAAUAUAACUUGAAUUUAACGACUGGGUGGAUAAUGUAAAUAAUUUGCCACUGCGUGUCGCUCCGACGAAGGGAUAAAGCUCGAAACGUCAGCUUUAGAGACUAUUUCGGUGGCCGGCCACUUUACAUUAUCAACUCAACUGAUAAAACCAAAUCACUAUUAAAAUGUGAUAAUCCUUUCAGCCUUCCUGAAACCAUUUUUGAAAGUUAAUAGAAAGUUAAAAUUAUUUUUUUACAUCACAGCUGGAUACAUCUCGCUAAUUUAAACAUUUAGUUAUAAUUAUAGGCUUUUAUCAUAACAUCAGCUUAGUAUUGAAACUUAUCAAUUUAUCCGCCAAUCAAGAAUCUUAAACUUAAAACCUAAUUUUGAAAUUUCAGAUUUAAAUUAUGUCGAAACUGCCCAUGAUAGGACCCAUUCAGUAAAAUCUGUUAGUUACCCCACUGCUUAAAGAAUAUCAAUAAUAAAAAACAUUUAUCACAUCGAAAUUCAAUUACGAUUUGUCAACAUUUUAAGGCUGGAUAACAGUUCGAUUGGGGUAGCAAAUUUCGCUCUUCAUUUCGACUUUAAUGCAUCAAGAAAGAAAGAAAAUAGAUCAUAAAUCCAGUUUUAGGACCUGCUCCAGGCUUAUUUCUAUCCAAUUUUUUUGGUAUUUGCUUCUUUUUCUUAGCUUGGUCAAAGCCACGAGAUCCAACUGGAUUUUAAACACCCCUGCGGUGUUAUCAUAGCAACUUACUUGUCUAGCCAAUCACAACACGUUUCACCUUUCCACGACAUUGUCUCACCUGCUGGACGACCAGCUUACACCUGUUAAUUGGUUAGUUAGUAUAAAAACAGAGUAAAAAAAAUUAGCGCACAGUGAUUAUUUCGCUGCGUCUUGACAAGCAACAAAGCCAAUGAGACACUUGGUUGAUGAUAUCGAAAAUUUCAAAGUAUGGCAGAGGCCACAGGGCCGUUGAAUAUCUCCCUAGAGGAGUCGGUACCAUUUGUUACUAUUCUUACAAUUACUGGAGUGACAUCCAUCGCGGCUAAUUUGCUAAUCGUCGGAAUAACUUGCAAGAAUUCUCAAAGGAGAAAGGUGCAUGACUUGUUCACCUUGCAUAGCAGUUUAGUGGAUUUGCUAACCGCAUCAGUGGUGGUACCAUUCUGGAUUUUGUCCACCAUCCACAGUAGAACAAAUUUCGUGGGUGAUAUCUAUUGCAAAGUCAGCGCUACCUUAGGCCUAGUGGAACUCUUGGCUCCUGCUAUGUUCCUGAUGCUGGUUGCCACCAGCAGGCAUUGUUCAGUUAUCGACAAGAUGGCUUUCCCCAGAAUAUUCAGCGAUUUUAGGUCAAAUAUGAUGGCUGUGAUUGUAUGGUUGUUUUCAUUUUUGAUCAGUAUUCCUCCCCAUGUUGCAUGGCCAGCUUCUCCGGAGAUCCACUGUCUCCCAGAUUUGGUGACUAAUUCUUGGUAUACCACUUCAGUUCUAUCAUUUUGCUUCCUAUUGCCGCUCAGCGCAGCGUUCUACACACACAUUUAUGACAUUUUCAUCUUUCAACCGGAGCGAAUGAAGCGAGAUGACUCAAUGAGGAGACGUUGCGAGAUUUAUGGGCUGCGAGGAAGCGAGCGAACCACUCAGAAAGUAUUUUUUGUGAUUCUUAUCAUUCACACAUGCUGUUGGGCGCCCUACUUAUGCGUGGCAUUGACCCAGGCGAUGAAUGGUGGUAAAACAUAUUACACAGGAAAAUUUCCAAUCCAUUUUGUCGCCUUGGUGGUGGCAUUGACGGGUACCGCGCUUAAGGGAGUUGUCUCGUGCUUUGAGUUACCUGAUUUGAAAGAAUCGAUCAAGAAACAGUUUGGAUGCGUGGAGCAGGAGGAAAGUGAGGGGAAUACGACCAGAAUAUUCGAAGUUUAAGCAAAGAUGUACAAACUUCCGAAAAGCAUUUUGUGGGAGGGCUCAGCCGGAGGUCCACCCCAGGAGUAAAGCGAACAUAUCCGAAAUCAACGGGGUACCACUUCGCUUUCUAUGCUGACAUGCACUUCUCGCCAAAUUCUCGCGUAAUUUCCACAUAUGCAAAAUUUUCUAUCAGGUAAUAUGUGAACUUGGCAAAAUAAGUAGCGUUAGGUAAAUAUUUAUUCUUCAAGCAAAUUGGGAAGUAUUCAAUUAAAUUAUUUUAUUUGUGAAUUGC